AUGUCUUUUCGAGCCACUGUUGUUGGUACGCAGAAUCAAAUUUUAUGGUUUAAAUCGCUUAAUGCCCUGUAUAAUAUAAGGGAACAAAUUAGUUUUAGUAUAACAUCUAAUGACGUUACAAUCUCUGCAAUGAAUGAUUCGGAUACUUCAUUAUGUCAAGUAACAUUUCAAAAGGAUUUUUUCCAAGAUUUCGAGUUUAAACCUAAUGAAAUUGUAUUUGGUGAAGAAGGGUUACAAGUGAUUACUGAUGCUAAGGGUACCUACCAUAGGAUUUAUAGUUUUAAUGUCAAUGGCAAACAUUUGGCAAUUAUUUCUAAAGUUUCUGGAAAUGAUGUAAUUAAGAGUUUCACUUUAAAGAUCAAUAAUACAUCAACAUGCCCUGAAAUUUUUACAAAUAGAUUACUGGUCGAAAUAGAGAUGGAAUCUGCAAUGAUAAAGGAAUAUACACCACAGAUAUCACCAACUAAAUAUGAACCUGUGAUGAUUAAUUUAAAUUACAAGAAAAAGUUCUUAGAUGUUUAUAGUACUGCACCUACCCCAGAAAGACCAUUGGAUUCAAAAUUACUCGAAGUCUUUAGAAACAUUGAAAGUCAAUUAGAUCGUUCUAUAUUUGAUAUCAAUCUAGUAUCAGGCGUUAAUGAUAAAAAUAAAUUAACUUCGGAUGAUGAAAUCAAUUACUUCUGUUGCCAUCAAACUUUAUUCAGAAACUUUUUAGAAAAUUGUAAUCCUGCAAUUACUGAUAAUAUUAAAUUGGAAAUAAAUAUCAACCGUUUGACAAUAACAGCUUAUUCGAAAUCUAUCCAAGAUCAAAACAAGGAUUUAUUAAAAAAUGCAAUAAGCAUGAGCAACACAAUCAGUACUUCUUCAUUGGAUAAUUACUGUUUAUUCACCACAAUUAAUGACGACAUAGAGAGAGAAACAAUGAAGAAACAUCCAAUGAAAAGCAUAAUUUAUUAUCUAAAAGAUUUCAAAAAUUUCAUUGGGAUUACUUCUGCACCAAAGAAUUCUAUAUCCAACAAUGACAAUAUUAGCGUUUGGUUCUGUCGCCCUGGGUUCCCAAUAUUAAUGGAAAUGAAAAGGCCUGGAGUGACUUUCCAAUUAGCUGAAGUAACGAUUUCAACUGAUAAUAAAUUCGAAACUCCAGUAAAUAGCUCUCCAACUAAGGGUAAAGUAAUAAAGGUUUCUGUUUCUCCAGAAAAACUAGAUAACCAAGGGAGGUAUGGUAAACUACAACCGAAUCAAAAGCCGGAGCCUAUAAGUCCAACAAAGGAAUUACGUCUGAAAUCAGAAGGAAUAAUCACAGGGAACCGUUAUAACAGCUCACAUAAAAUAGUUCCAAGAGAGUUAAAAAAGGCAGCGCAAAAGCUAUUUGUGGAGGAUGCAUCUCAAGAUGAUGACUUUGUUGAUGUCAAUAGUCAUUCUAAUGACAAACACAAUACUGAUCAACAUAAGGAAGACUUAGACACACUCAAUAGAAAUAAUUUUAAUAUAGACACGACUAACAAUGAACCAAUUGCUGAAAGACAUGGAACCACAAUUGGCUGGGGUAAACGAACUAACGAGAUGAGAGAAGAACAAGAGUCACCAACAAUAGCUAAAACAUCUAAUCAAGAUAGCGCAAUGGAUAAGGAAAAUUCAAAUACGAGGAACGAAACACCAAGACUUAAACAACCAAAAAACGAAUUGGAUCUUGGUUUUGGUCCAACGCAACCUGAUACACCCAAGGGUUUAUUCGAUUAA
Messenger RNA from Vanderwaltozyma polyspora DSM 70294, 1740 nucleotides. RefSeq names its product Ddc1p (gene DDC1). Bases 1 to 1740 code for a protein of 579 amino acids. The record is from RefSeq and is a predicted model, not a curated record. NCBI's taxonomy places the organism in Eukaryota, Fungi, Ascomycota, Saccharomycetes, Saccharomycetales, Saccharomycetaceae. The transcript has a single exon. Gene Ontology annotation, biological process: meiotic cell cycle; recombinational repair; mitotic intra-S DNA damage checkpoint signaling. Gene Ontology annotation, cellular component: condensed nuclear chromosome; checkpoint clamp complex.